Vespula vulgaris is the source of this 7041-nucleotide messenger RNA. RefSeq names its product MATH and LRR domain-containing protein PFE0570w-like. Gene Ontology annotation, molecular function: mRNA binding. The record is from RefSeq and is a predicted model, not a curated record. The transcript has 5 exons. Bases 1635 to 7010 code for a protein of 1791 amino acids. NCBI's taxonomy places the organism in Eukaryota, Metazoa, Arthropoda, Insecta, Hymenoptera, Vespidae.
AUCAUCGUAAAAUAUAUAUCGAUUGUUUUCAACAUAGUAGUUUCGUUGUACGCAGCUUGACGUAUAAUUUACACUUAAAAAAAAAAUGCAAACUAUGUAAGGCACGACUCGAGCGCGAUCAUAUCGAUUAAUCGAAAGUGAAAUAGACACACGCGGCGGCGCGUGUGCUACAAACAACCGAUCGAAAAAUCGUGACAGCUUUCUUAAACUUAUCAGCGAUCGAAUGAUAUGACAUUAAGUAGCAUAAAAUGGUUACUAGUGUGGACUGUAUUUUUAAUAAUGUUCUGCACCCUUCUUUGGGCUUCGAUACAUCUUGGUCAAAUUACCAUUUUGGAAAGCGACAAUAAUACUAACACGAACGAUCGAAAGGAUACAGAGAUAUCGCACAAGGACGAAAAGGAAUCGGAAUUAGAAGAAUAUGUAACGAUUAAAACCAUAACUACCGAUAGCGUUAUCGAAUAUACCGAUAGUUCCGGUUUUUGGCGUAUACUUCCUGGUAAUCAUACGAUUCCUCCUUAUCUUUUAACUCAAAACAAUGCAGAUCGCUUUACAAAGGAUCCUGAUACGGUUACGAACGUCUCCUCGGAAACAACGAACUAGAACAGUUUUAUGGAAGAACUAUGCGACUACGUCGUUUGAUCCCGAUAAAACGAAUAUCGAACGCACGCAAAGAUCAUCGAAUAGUUGAAAUAAUGUACGACUAAUGUAAAUUAUAAUGACGCAUAUCGAUUACAUUUCUUCCCUUCUUAAUUUUUUUAUAUCUUCGAUUCAUUCGCGACUUUUUGGACGAAAGAUUUCUUUGUAAACGACGAAAGGUUCGAAACAUCUGGUUCGUGAGAGAGAGAGAGAACCCUUAACCUGAUCUACGUAUAUUUUCUUUAGAAGGAGGAAGCACUUUUGCAGAAAACUUUUUCUUCUUUCUUUUCGAGGACACUGCGUUCACUUCGGCGUACGCUUAAGAGCAUCGGACGAUAUCUAGGAUUUCGAAUUACGCAACAUCGGCGAAAUAUCAUCUUCGAGUUAACGUCAAAAUGCGAUCGAAAUGCGAUCGAGAUGCGACGCUUCUCAAGCGGAGAGACAAGGCCGACCCCGAUCAUCUCGACGAUAGAUUCGACGCGAGUGAAGUUCGCAACGAGACAAACGUUCGUCGUUCUUUUUUUUUCGCAGAUCCUUCGGUUCAAAAGUUUCUCGUGUUGCUCGUUCCGACGGAGAUACGAAGGACGUUUUUUUCUUGUAUCUCUCUCUCCCUCUCGCAGCUCCUCGGACAAAGGUAAAAAGUAAACAAAGGAUCGUCGUAAUAGUCCACUUAGUUCCACGAAGUGCUCCUAGAGCGCACGUAACAAGGGGCGGAGCGAUCGCAUAAACCGAAUUAACGUUUUUAAAACAAUGAAACACGAGUAGAAGUGGAGGAUGUCUCGUUGCGUAUUCGAGCAUAGCUUGGCUCUCCUUAUAACUCUAGUAUGUAUCUAGUAUUUCUCAAUACGUUCGUUCGUCGUCCACGAUGCGCUGCCAUCUAAGAUCGAGUCGGUUUUUUUUCUUUACAUAAAACUCCUAUUUCGCUCUUCGACGACAGUGAUCUUAAAUCAUUCCAUCGGCCGGAACGCGUCGCGAUUACUCCGUCCAUUCUGAAUGCAAUGAAUACGAUAAAGUCUCGCACGCGAGACGAUAUACCGAUCAUCUUCGACAACUACAAACUAAAAUGGUGGCUCUUUCACGCGGGUCCUCGCCGGCAGGAGCUGCUUCAAAAGUUGAAACGUGAUCUGGAAAAGCUUAACCUUUCGAGAAGCGGAUUACGACAAGCUCUCUUACAAUUGACCACCAAAUCGUACGUCGUUGUCGAUCGAUUGUCAAAGGAAAUGGUACGCAGCGUCGAUGAUAAGGAUGGGACACAGGCUUUUGCCAAGCGUAACAAAUUCAUACCAUUUUUGCACGCUAAUGAAUGCAACCGGAAGAAGGACGAUAAGAACAAGAUAGAUUUAAAUAACACGGAAAAUAUUAAAAAAACGUCGAGAUGUUCUGAGAAACGAAAUGACAAGUCCAACGCUGAUAGUACAUUGCGGAUAGUUCCAAUGUCGCAUCGUAGAAAACCUCGUGUGGCUGAUAAUCGCAUUAAGAUACACGGUAGUAAAUUUAAACAUAAAAUUAAAAGAAGGAAAGAAUAUUCUUCGGAUAAAUACAAAGUAAAAAGAUGUAAAUUUAAAUGUGAUUAUGAAAAGCCGAAUGCAUUAACCGGUAAAAGAGUAUCGCUGCAAAAUAAUACAAACGGAGUAAUCUCCGAUAAUAAUGAUACAAAUACGUUACAAGUGCCUCUUCAAAUAAACAGACAAAGCUUAAGGUCUAUUUUAGACGAGUCUAAUGAAUUGCGCGAAAAAGAAUUUAGCGAUGAUAAAAGUUGUUAUUUUGCACCUAAAACCAUGGAGGCUGACUCCACUGUUUCAAAUGACAAAAAAAAAGAUAAUCUAAAGGUACGUAACGGCAUGGAUGUAACCGAAUUAAAAACAAUUCGGCCGUGUGAAUUAUGUGAAACCGUAAUUAUUGACAAAAUUAAAAAGAAUUGCAAUAUUUCUAAUAUUUUUAAUCAAACGUAUCCAAAUGCAAAUAAGAGAAAACGAAAAAAGAUUCGUGCCAAAUUUCAUGAAAUCUUCGAUCAAUGCCUCACGGUAAGCGAGGAAGAGGAAGAAGAAUCUAUAAUAAAUGCUUGGAUACGUAAGAGACAAAGAAAGGACUCUAACAAAUCGUGGAAUGUUAGUACAAAUAUCGAAUCAUCCGUACUUUUGGAUAAGACAGAAACACAAGAUAUAACAUCUGAUUUAGCAGUAUGCAAAGAUAUAGUUUGUAGAAAGACUUGUGAGAUUGCAAAUAUUGAAUUAGUGGAAACUAUAUUAAAUGCUACAAAUGUUAUAGAAUUUAAUAACAAUCAAACUGUCUGUGAUAAAGAUGUAUUUACCGUGGAAACCAAACUUUAUGGAGAUGACAGUAUCCAAAAAGAAAAUAUUAUAAAUUUUCCUUUGCUUUGCGAUAAUAAUAAGCAAAUUGAAAUAGAACUUUCUAAUGAAUUACCAAAUAAAAUUGCUAAUGUCUCUGUAAUAAACGACAUCGCUAAAGUACCAAUCAUUCUGCCAGAAGAUCAUGCUGCUGCGCGCAAGUGCGUGGAAGAGCAAAUUAAAAUAGACCUUUCUAAUGAAUUACCUACUAAAACUGCUAAUGUUUCUGCAAUGGAUGAUAUCGCAAAAGUACCAGUAAUUCAGACAGAGGAUAAUGCAACGCACAAGUGCGUGAAAGAGUCCGCUAAAUUAACAGAGUCGAUUAAUCUAGAAAGAGAUGCCUUACGUGAUUUUAACAUUUAUAAUCGAAAUUUUAAUGAUACAAAUGUUAAAGUAUUAAGUAAUUAUGCCAUUAAAAUAAGAACACUGAGCGAAAGAAGUAAUAAUAGUAAUAAUAGUAAUAAUAGUAGUAGUAGUAGUAGUAGCAGCAGCAGCAGCAGUAGUAACAGUAGUAAUAGCAAUAGUAGUAGUAGUAGUAGUAGUAGUAGUAGUAGUAGUAGUAGUAGUAGUAGUAAUAGUAGUAGUAGUAGUAGGAGUAGUAAUAGUAGUAAUAGUAAUAGUAGUGGUGGUAAUAGUGAUAGUAUUGAUAAUAAUAAUAAUAAUAAAAAUAGUAAUGAUGAUGAUAAUGAUAAUAAUAGUAAUAAUAAUGAUGACAAUGGCGACGAUGAUCGUGAUAAAAUUGUCUGUCAUAUAUCAAGAAAUAGUUGUAGCAAAGAGAUGCAAUCGGAUAGAGAUUCUGAUGGUUCGUGUAUUAGAAAUACCAUUUCGAAUACAAUUCUUAAUUCAGAUGCUCCUGUAGACAAAAUUUUAGAAAAGUCUAGAGAUAGAGAUAAUUGUUCAAAGACCUCAGAAGCUAAUACAUCCUUUGAUACACCAAAGAAAAUAGAAAGCGCAAUGAAUAAUUUUACAGAAUCUUGCACAAGAAAUGUUAAUGAUCACAGUAUGGAGAUACAAAUUGGAGUAAAACCAUAUUCCGAAACUACUACAAGUAUUCAAAAAAAUCCUAACAAAUAUAAGCAAAACGUCAUAGAUGAUAAUAUUUUAAAACCAUGUAAACAAGACGUAAACGAAGAUUUAAGUCAACUUUUACAAAUGGAUAUUAAUCAAAAUUACAGAAUAAGAUCCAUUGGUAAUACCAUUAGCAUUCAAGAAAAUCUUGAAGCGUAUACGAAUCAGAAUACAAUAGUAAAGGACAUUUGCAUUAGCAAUGUUACGAGUAACAAAAAUCAAUUAAGCACCAAUAAUUCUACAAACACAAAUGAAGAAACAGUUGCGGAGGAAUCUUUGCCAAAAUCAACGAUUGAUAUUUUUAAAGAAAAUAACAAUACGUCUAUUACACAAAAUGACAAUGAAAAAAUUAAUGACUCUUCGUUUCAUACAACUGAUUUCAAACAGCACACUUCACUUGAUUGUACUUAUAAUUUCGUGCAACCAAAAACAAUACAAAAAAAUAAAAUAAGGGUUCUUUCUAGCGCAGAAUUAGGCUCUAGAUGGUGUCCUACUCCUGUUAACACGUCUGUAACCGAACCUAACGUAUUGCUUAACGAAACUACAGUGCCCAUAAAUGAUAACGGUAUGCCAUCCAAGUGUACCAAUAUUAAACAAUUGACUAAGGAUGCAGCAGUAGAUAAGGACCCGUCUUUGUCUUAUAUACAGUUUUAUUUAAUGUCUAUUUAUAGACGUAUAAUGCGUAUACGUGCGCUAGAAAAAAAAUACUCGUCGAAUGGUCGUCGAAAUACGUCCGCCGAAGUUAAAAAGAUAAUAAAUAAUGAUAUGCAGUUUAAUUCAAAUUUUGUAGUACUUCUCGAAGAAUUACUUAAUUUAGGUAAGGAAUUGAAAAUAAGUGAUUUAAAAAAAGUUACACGAUAUGCAGCAUCAGCUAUUAACAAAUGUUUCUUAUCAUCCAAAUAUAAGCCAAUAUCAUUGCGAGAAAUUUCUAAUUACAUGACAGUAUUCGACAAAUCAAUCUCUCAAACAUUUACAUUUGCCCCUAAUAAUACGCCUACAUCCAUUUCAAGUAAUGCGUUUACGUUUACUUUUAAUAAUGCAUCCAAAUCUACUUCUAGUAACGCAUCUACAUCUGCUUUUAGUAAUGCGUUUACAUCUACUUCUAAUAACGUAUCCACAUCUAUUGCACCUGUUCCCAAGAUAUCAAACAGUGCUAAUAACGCUGCGCAAGCCGUUUUAUCGAACGUACAUGUCCCAGCAGCGACAGAAGUUCAAGCAAUUUACAACGAUUUACCAAAGAAAAAUGUAUACGCUUCUGUUGCUUCAAAUCAAAAUCAAGAAUGCAAUGUACCAAAUUUACAAACAUUGCAAAACUCCAAUACAUCGAUUUUAUACGCUCCACCGCCGGUGCAGUCUAUGUAUAAAAACGUGCAAUUGUUACAAGAAAAUCGAAUGUAUAAUUACGGUCAACGUGCGAUCCAGCAACAAUUUAUGCCAGCAGUUACAUUUUAUAACGCUGCUAAUUCAAAUGUUAUGCAAUCACAUAAUAAUAAAUACACUACUCGAAGAUUAAAUUUAAAUCAAAAUUUACAAGGUUUUAUCAGGAACAAUGCGGAAUACGCAUCUCAAAUGGCAGGUCAAUCAAAUAUACCGCAAAGAAUCGACAAUACAAGAGAUAUGUCUAAAUUGUCUUAUACCCAACAAGUGCCGCAACAAAUCACUCUAUCGUAUAACGUACCACAAAGGCUUCCUCCAAUCCAAAUGGCACAGAAUAUUCAAAACUCGCAAAUUUCAUGCUCCAUGACAUUGUCCGCGCAACUCCCAACGAUACAUUUCAAUAAUUCAGAGAAUUUACAGCAAAGAAUAAAUACGAUUCCGUGCGAAUUGUUACUUCAAAUAUGGGAUCAAGUAACAUUUUGUCUCGAAGAAAAUUUUUUCGAUUGUAGAGCGCAUGAGAUUUACGAUAAGGGCUCUUGUAUUUUAAAACUAUUUCAUAUGGGGUGGAAGGAGAAAAUAUAUAAAUUUAUUCGCUACAAAUCCCAACGUGGUGAGUUUGUAGCGCUUCAAAGUAAGCUAGCUAAAUAUAUAUAUAAAACGGCAGUAAUAGAAACUCAAAAGAGAAUAUGCCAACUAUAUUUGCAAAAACAGGAAUCUCAAGAGCGAUCGGAUACAACGAAGAUUUUAAUUCAAGAUAUGACAAGUAAAAAUAAUGUAUCGUCCGUAAAUUUAGAAACACAAUAUCCAUCGAAAACAGAAGCAAGGAAGUCUAAAUCACAAAGAGUAGACAAUGUAGAACUGAAAAAACAAUCCGAUUUACAUUCAUUAAAAAGUGCAGUGGAACGUAUACUUGGAAAUGACACAAUAUCAAGUAUUUUGCAAAAUAAUAAUUCAUUGCUUAUUGACAGUAACAAAUUUGACAAUAAACCAGUUUCAAUCGAUGAUGAAAUGGAUCAUAAUGGAGGAAUUAAAAACGUAAUAGAUGAUAUAACUUUAGAAAGUAAAACUAAAAAUGAAGAAAAUGUAUCAUUAUCUCGAGAGGAAUCGGUUGAAAUAUUGUCGUCUACUUCAACAAAUAAGGGCGUAAGGCUUGAAGAGUUUCAAUUGUACGUGAAAGAAGAAAGUUUAUCGCCCAAGCGGAAUAUUACGGAUGAUAUUGAUCAUCGGCAAGUUGAUUCGACCGAAAGUGCAAUCUCGUCUGAACCACAUAUAAUAGACGUACGAAGCAUAUCUCCAACUUCGUUUAAUACCAUGGAAGAAGUUUUGGCUUUACCUUUGAACGACUUGCAAUUAUCUACUACCGAGGAUACUAAAGAGAAUGGAAUUGAAAUAAAAAUUCAAAUUCCAGAAGAUGUAAUCUGUUUAAAUUGUUCUAAGAUAAGUACAGUUGUCUGUGAAGUUUGUUUAGAAGCUCAUUAUUGUUCCAAAGAAUGCGCAGCAUCGCAUUGGAUAGAAAAACAUCAUAAAUAUUGUAUGCCCCAUCGUGUAACGGUAUCAGAAAAUGAUGACAAAAAAGUUUAGCGCUGAUGACUCAAAAACAUAAAAUUUUGAC